AUGAGGUCGAAAAGUAAAUAUAUUUGGGGAUCUGUGCAAGUUAUGGGAGUCAAAAGGAUUUUUGAUGAGGAGGAUUUUCAAGAGCUGUCUUUCAAGCAAGCUAAAUGUGUUGAAUGUGAUUAUAAGCUGACUCCAUUUGCUGAGAAUUUUCCACAUUAUGGAACUUCUCCAAAAGUUGAUCUGCGAGGAGAUGGAAGAAACUUUUGUAAACUGCAGUUGUAUGAGGGACUUGAAAAUGACUGCAUAGAUGCUGCUUUUAAUGUAGCUGAUAAAGACUUGGAGACUAGUGCACCUUUAUCAUGGGUAACCAGCAGCAGUGGUGAUGAUAGUGCUGGAUUUGAGAAUACUUCUCGCUGUUCUCAUUUAACAGAGAAUUUUGACUUUUUGGAUCCUAUUCGAGGAUCAUAUCAGUUUGAGGAUGGGUACUCAUCGUUGUUUAAUGAUUUUCCUACGAGAAAAGUUCCUAUUGGACUAACUUAUCAAGCAGAUCUUCCACCAUGGGAUUCUAAUGUUACUAGGAAAGAUUGUUCGGGUUCCAACUGCUUUGUUGAAAGUGAACAAAAAUUUAUGGGAACUUGUAUCAUUCCAAUGCCUGACUUAAAUACUUCAACUUACAAUGAUGUCGAAGUUGGACGUGGCAGAAGAGACUGUAGUUGCCUGGAUGUGGGUUCAAUGAGAUGCAUGCAACAACAUGUAAAUGAAGCACGAGAAAAAUUAAGAGAGACAUUUGGGGACAAGAAUUUCAUGGAAUUGGGAUUUUAUGAGAUGGGAGAAGACGUGGCGCACAAGUGGACUGAAGAAGAUGAAUUAGUCUAUCACGAGGUCAUUUAUUCUAAUCCCUUGUCUCUUGGUAAAAGGUUUUGGAAGCAUCUUGCAGUGGUGUUUCCAAGUCGAACAAAGAAGGAAAUUGUCUGCUAUUAUUUCAAUGUCUUUAUUCUUCGGAGGCGGUCAGUCCAGAAUAGAUCUAAAUUGUUGGAGAUCGAUAGUGAUGAUGACGAGUGGCAAGGUACAGAUGGAGGCUUCUGUCGACUUGAAGGGGAGGAGGAAGAGUCUAUAGUCGAGUCUUUUGAUGAUCAGGAUAUUCACACUAACUGUUUAGAUCUAAGAAGAAGAGUUUUACUACUCCUUGAGGAUGAGGAUGAGGACAGGAAUUCUGAUGGGAAUGAUGAUGUUGGUCAGCGAUAUGCCAUUGAGAUGGAUGAUGGUGCAAGUCAAAUGUCCAGAUUAGAGACUGAGAAGUUGCAUGAUGGCUUCAGAUUUGAUUAUAAACCUUAUCAUUUGGAUGGAAUUCCAAGCAAGAUUGAAGGAGAUCCAGAUGUUGAAGAACUCUUUGGUCUCUCAUCCAAAACCCAAUCCCAGAUGACAGAUUUCAUGGGCUCAGUUGGUCUUGGGAGUGUGGGGCAAGAUAACAGGAACAAAAACGAUCAUAGAAAAUUCUCAAUUGAACUUGCACCCGAGUCAGAGUCAAAUGACUGUUUUGGUUUUGGGUUUGUAAUGGAAUCGUGUGAUGCAAAUGUUUGGAAUGGCACGAAUUCUGAUGGGAAUGAUGAUGUUGGUCAGAGAUAUGCCAUUGAGAUGGAUGAUGGUGCAAGUCAAAUGUCCAGAUUAGAGACUGAGAAGUUGCAUGAUGGCUUCAGAUUUGAUUAUAAACCUUAUCAUUUGGAUGGAAUUCCAAGCAAGAUUGAAGGAGAUCUAGAUGUUGAAGAACUCUUUGGUCUCUCAUCCAAAACCCAAUCCCAGAUGACAGAUUUCAUGGGCUCAGUUGGUCUUGGGAGUGUGGGGCAAGAUAACAGAAACAAAAACGAUCAUAGAAAAUUCUCAAGUGAACUUGCACCCGAGUCAGAGUCAAAUGACUGUUUUGGUUUUGGGUUUGUAAUGGAAUCAUGUGAUGCAAAUGUUUGGAGUGACACGUAUUCAACGGGUCUGAUGAAAUCAGUUGAUCUUUUGCCAACGAGCAAUAUGAUUGAAGAAAUAUUUGGACCCCAUGAUGCUUGGAAGAGUAAGUCAAACAAUGAAAAAAGCAUUAGCUAG
Molecule: messenger RNA, 2031 nt
Organism: Fraxinus pennsylvanica
Lineage: Eukaryota; Viridiplantae; Streptophyta; Magnoliopsida; Lamiales; Oleaceae
Source: the annotation of a GenBank genome assembly